Messenger RNA from Manihot esculenta (cassava), 1650 nucleotides. RefSeq names its product eukaryotic initiation factor 4A-14. The transcript is spliced from 5 exons. Lineage: Eukaryota; Viridiplantae; Streptophyta; Magnoliopsida; Malpighiales; Euphorbiaceae. Gene Ontology annotation, cellular component: cytoplasmic stress granule. The record is from RefSeq and is a predicted model, not a curated record. Bases 179 to 1420 code for a protein of 413 amino acids. Gene Ontology annotation, molecular function: RNA helicase activity; translation initiation factor activity; ATP binding. Gene Ontology annotation, biological process: cytoplasmic translational initiation.
CCCUGGGCUGGCUGGCUAUUGUUGCAGUUGUUAAGUUAUCGAUUUUCUUACUUAACUACACGGUUUAGAUCCGAGGAGUUUGGGGAAUCCUAAUUCCGAACAAGCAAAAACGAGCAAGCAAGCAAGGUAGCUAAAACUCUCUUCUUCAAGCCCAUCCUCUCAUCGCCGAUCAUCAGUCAUGGCUGGACUAGCACCAGAAGGAUCCCAGUUUGAUGCGAAACACUAUGAUGCCAAAAUGAAUGAAUUACUCACAACUGAAGGAGAGGAAUUUUUCACAUCCUAUGAUGAAGUUUAUGAUAGUUUUGAUUCUAUGGGUUUGCAAGAGAAUCUUCUGAGGGGCAUCUAUGCUUAUGGUUUUGAAAAGCCCUCAGCAAUCCAGCAGCGAGGAAUUGUUCCCUUCUGCAAAGGACUUGAUGUUAUUCAACAGGCUCAAUCUGGAACAGGGAAAACUGCAACUUUCUGUUCUGGUAUUCUCCAACAACUUGAUUAUGGUUUGGUGGAGUGCCAGGCCUUGGUCCUGGCACCCACUCGGGAGCUUGCACAACAGAUUGAAAAGGUUAUGCGGGCACUUGGAGAUUAUCUUGGUGUCAAGGUACAUGCCUGUGUUGGUGGGACCAGUGUCCGUGAAGAUCAACGCAUUCUUUCAAGUGGAGUGCAUGUUGUUGUUGGCACUCCUGGCCGUGUAUUUGACAUGCUGCGAAGACAGUCACUUCGUCCUGAUUACAUCAGGAUGUUUGUGUUGGACGAGGCAGAUGAAAUGCUUUCACGUGGUUUCAAGGAUCAGAUUUAUGAUAUUUUUCAGCUUCUGCCAUCAAAAAUUCAAGUUGGUGUGUUCUCUGCCACAAUGCCACCGGAGGCUUUAGAGAUCACAAGGAAGUUUAUGAACAAACCUGUGAGGAUUCUUGUAAAGCGUGAUGAGCUCACCUUGGAGGGUAUAAAGCAGUUUCAUGUCAAUGUGGAGAAGGAGGAAUGGAAGCUUGAGACACUAUGUGAUCUCUAUGAAACCUUAGCCAUUACCCAAAGUGUUAUUUUUGUGAACACUAGACGUAAGGUUGAUUGGCUGACGGACAAGAUGCGGAGUAGAGACCACACUGUCUCUGCCACUCAUGGUGAUAUGGACCAGAACACAAGAGAUAUCAUAAUGCGUGAAUUUCGAUCUGGGUCAUCUCGUGUUCUAAUCACCACUGAUCUUUUGGCUCGUGGCAUUGAUGUCCAGCAAGUGUCCCUUGUUAUAAAUUAUGAUCUUCCUACCCAGCCAGAGAACUAUCUCCACCGAAUUGGACGUGGUGGACGGUUCGGGAGGAAAGGUGUUGCUAUCAAUUUUGUGACAAAGGAUGAUGACAGGAUGCUGUUUGACAUCCAGAGGUUCUAUAAUGUGGUGAUCGAGGAGCUGCCAUCAAAUGUUGCUGAUCUUCUCUAAUGAGGUUUUUGUAUUCCAUUAUUAGUUGAGAGACAAAUCCCUGGAAUUUGUUGUGUUCGUUUUUAAAUUCUUGUUUUAUAGGUCUAGUUCUAGCAUCUAUCUAAAUUUGACUGCCUAUCAGUAAGUGAUAUUUGAUUCUCAAAUCUUAAAUUUAGCAAUGCUGCUAAAUAUGGCAUUGUGGAUUUUUGUUGCACAUGUUCUGAUAAUGGAGAUAUGAUGGAUUAUCAUGC